This is a messenger RNA of Propithecus coquereli (Coquerel's sifaka), 5451 nucleotides long. It is a transcript of the gene LMO7, whose product is annotated as LIM domain 7. Lineage: Eukaryota; Metazoa; Chordata; Mammalia; Primates; Indriidae. Gene Ontology annotation, molecular function: protein binding. The record is from RefSeq and is a predicted model, not a curated record. The transcript has 29 exons. Bases 572 to 4747 code for a protein of 1391 amino acids. Gene Ontology annotation, biological process: regulation of signaling; regulation of cell adhesion.
GCCUGGAAGCCUAUAUGUGCCCCAUGUAUUUUUUUUCAAAUAUACAUAUGCAUUGGUCUUGCUGCCGCCUCUUUUGCUGACGGAUAAUAUAAAUGUUUUUUUGAAAGCUUGUGAACAGAUUGGAUUGAAAGAAGCCCAGCUUUUUCAUCCUGGGGAUCUACAGGAUUUAUCAAAUCGAGUCACUGUCAAGCAAGAAGAGACUGAUAGGAGACUGAAAAAUGUUUUGAUAACGUUGUACUGGCUGGGAAGAAAAGCACAAAGUAACCCCUGCUAUAAUGGUCCCUAUCUAAAUUUGAAAGCAUUUGAGAAUCUUUUAGGACAAGCUCUGACUAAGGCACUUGAAGACUCCAGCUGCUUGAAGAGAAGCGGCAGGGACAGUGGCUACGGUGAUCUCUGGUGUCCUGAACGUGGAGAAUUCCCUGCCCCUCCAGGCCACCACAGGAGAGAAGAUUCCUUUGAAAGCUUGGACUCUUUGGGCUCAAGGUCAUUGACAAGCUGCUCCUCUGAUAUCACACUGAGGGGAGGACGUGAAGGUUGCGAAAGUGACACAGAUUCUGAAUUUACGUUCAAAAUGCAGGAUUGUAAUAAAGAUGAUAUGUCAUAUCGAAGGAUUUCGGCUAUUGAACCAAAGUCUGCUUUGCCAUUCAAUCGUUUUUUACCCAACAAAAGUAGACAGCCAUCCUAUGUGCCAGCACCUUUGAGGAAGAAAAAGCCAGACAAAAAUGAGGAUAACAGAAGAAGCUGGGCAAGCCCAAUCUAUGCAGAAGCAGAUGGAACAUUUUCAAGUAACCAGAGGAGAACUUGGGGCCCCAGUGUGGAGAACUGGCCAACAGUACAAGAAACUUCAAAAUCCUCUUGCUACUUGGAGGAGGAAGAAAAGGCAACAAGCAUACCCAACAUUGUAAAGGAUGAUCUUUAUGUGCGAAAGCUGAGUCCAAUCAUGCCAAACCCAGGGAAUUCUUUUGAUCAGUUUCUUCCCAAAUGUUGGAUCCCAGAAGAUGUGAACUGGAAAAGAAUAAAACGGGGAACUUAUAAACCAUGGUAUAAAGAAUUUCAGGGAUUCAGUCAGUUUUUAUUACUUCAGGCCUUCCAAACAUACUCCGAUGACAUCUUGUCUUCUGAAACAAAUAUUAAAAUUGAUCCCACCUCUGGCCCCAGGGUCAUAACACGCAGGAAGAAUCUCUCUUAUGCUCCAGGCUAUGGAAGAGAUGAUCUUGAGCUGUCAGCUCUGGAUCCUGACUUAGAGAAUGACGAUUUCUUUGUCAGAAAGACUGGGGCUUUCCAUGCAAAUCCGUAUGUCCUCCGAGCUUUUGAAGACUUUAGAAGGUUCUCUGACCAAGACGAUCCUGUAGAGCGAGAUAUAAUUUUGCAAUGUAGGGAAGGUGAACUUGUACUUCCGGAUUUGGAAAAAGACGAUAUGAUUGUUCGCCGAAUUCCAGCACAGAAGAAAGAAGUGCCUCUGUCCGGAGCCCCAGAUAGAUACCAACCAGUCCCUUUCCCUGAUCCCUGGACUCUUCCUCCAGAAAUUCAAGCAAAAUUUCUCUGUGUACUUGAAAGGACGCGUCCAUCUAAAGAAAAAAGUAAUAGCUGUAGAAUAUUAGUUCCUUCAUAUCGGCAGAAGAAAGAUGACAUGUUGACUCGUAAGAUCCAGUCUUGGAAACUGGGAACUACUGUGUCUCCUAUCAGUUUCACUCCUGGCCCCUGCAGUGAGGCCGACUUACAGAAAUGGGAAGCCAUCCGGGAGGCCAGCAGACUUAGGCACAAGAAACGGCUGAUGGUGGAGAGACUCUUUCAAAAGAUUUAUGGUGAGAAUGGGAGUAAGUCCAUGAGUGAUGUCAGCGCAGAGGAUGUUCAAAACUUGCGUCAGCUGCGUUACGAGGAGAUGGAGAAAAUAAAAUUACAAUUAAAAGAACAAGAUCAGAAAUGGCAGGAUGACCUUGCAAAAUGGAAAGAUCGUCGAAAAAGUUACACUUCAGAUUUGCAGAAGAAAAAAGAAGAGAGGGAAGAAAUUGAAAAGCAGGCGCUUGAGAAGUCCGAGAGAAGCUCUAAGACGUUUAAGGAAAUGCUGCAGGACAGGGAAUCCCAAAAGGAAAAGUCUUCAAUCACAUUGAGGAGGAGGAUGUAUUCUUAUGAUGAUGUACUGAAUGAAGAAGAGCCACCCUCCAUACCGACUAUGCCAGAAGUAAGUUACCAGAGUGAGAGAGUAGAAGAGAAAGGAACAACUUACCUUACAGAAAUUCCUAAAGAAGAUUCUACAACUUUUGCGAAAAGAGAGGACAAUAUAACAGCUGAAAUUCAGCUUCCUUCUAAAGGCCCCCAGGAAGAACAACACCCAGCCUCUUUGUCUGCUCCAUGUUCGCUGAGUACACAAAUGGCCUCGACUCGUGUUUCAGCUUCCCUCCCUAGAAGUUACCAGAAAACUGAUACAGUCAGGUUAACAUCUGUGGUCACGGCAAGACCUUUCGUCUUUCAGUCAAGGGGAAUCUCAUCACUCCCCAGAUCCUACACGAUGGAUGCUGCUUGGAAGUAUAAUGGAGAUGUUGAUGGCAUUAAAAGAACGCAAAACAAUUUGGUCAGCACCCCCGCACAACAUCUUGAAGCCAGCCAGCUUGCUACGAGCUCAUCGAACCAGGAGGCAGCAGUCUCAGAAGAUGUAAUGAGGUUGCCCUCUCCUACACCCUCCUUCUCAUCUCUUUCCCAAGACCAGGCUGCCACUUCUAAAGCCACAUUGUCUUCACUAUCUGGCCUUGAUUUAAUGUCCGAAUCUGGAGAAGGGGGAAACUCACCCCAAAGAGAGGUCCCAAGAUCACGGGAUCAGUUUAGUGAUAUGAGAAUCAGCAUAAACCAGACGCCUGGGAACAGUCUUGACUUUGGAUUUACAGUAGAAUGGGCUUUUUCCGGCAUCUUCAUAGCAUCCGUUGAAGCAGGUAGCCCAGCAGAAUUUUCUCAGCUCCAGGUAGAUGAUGAAAUUAUUGCUGUUAAUAACACCAAGUUUUCAUAUAAGGAUAAGAAAGAGUGGGAGGAAACCAUGGCUAAAGCUCAAGAAACUGGAAACUUAGUAAUGGAUGUCAGGCGCUACGGAAAGUCUGGUUCACCUGAAACAAAGUGGAUUGAUGCAACUUCUGGAAUUUAUAACUCAGACAAAUCUUCAGAUCUGUCUAUAACGACUGAUUUCUCUGAAAACCUUCAGAAUUCUAAUACUGAAUCCAAAGAAAUCAAUGGAAUUCACGAUGAAAGUAACACUUUUGACUCAAAAGCAUCCGAACCCAUUUCUUUGAAAAACUUAAAAAGGCGAUCACAAUUUUUUGAACAAGGAAGCUCUGAUUCUGUGGCUCCUGAUCUUCCAGUUCCAGCCCUCAGUGCCCCGAGUCGCUGGGCAUGGGAUCCAGAGGAGGAGCGGAAGCGGCAAGAGCGGUGGCAGAAGGAGCAGGACCGCCUGCUGCAGGAAAAAUAUCAACGUGAGCAGGAGAAACUGAGGGAAGAGUGGCAAAGGGCCAAACAGGAGGCCGAGAGAGAGAAUUCCAAGUACUUGGAUGAGGAACUGAUGGUCCUAAACUCAAACAACAUUUCUCUGACCACGCGGGAGCCUGCUGUUGCCACUUGGGAAGCCACCUGGAGUGAAGGGUCCAAGUCCUCCGACAGGGAAGGGACCCGAGCAGGAGAAGAAGAGAGGAGAGAGCACCAAGAGGAAGUUGCUCCUGAGGACCAAAGAAAGAAGCUGCAGGAACAACUCACUCUGGAGAGGGAGAGGGAACUGAGGGAGCAACAGCAGCAGGAAGAGCAGGAGAAGUGGCUUCGGGCCCAGGCCGAGGAACAGAAGCGCCGUGCAGAGGAGCAGAAGCGCCAGGCGGAAAGGGAGAGGGAAACGUCUGUCAAAAUAUACCAGUAUAGGAGGCCUAUUGAUUCCUAUGAUAUACCAAAGAAGGAGGAAGAAUCUUCAGGUUUGCUUCCUAGUGACAGGAAUAAAUCCAGAUCUACUACUGAACUGAAUGAUUACCCUAUAAAGAAAAAUGGAAGCAAUAAAUAUUUAGACCGAACUGGGGGCUCUAGCUCUUCACAAAGGACCUCCAAGAAGGAACAAGGACCAUCAGAAGCAGAGUUGGAGAGACAACAAAUCCUUCAGGAAAUGAGGAAGAGAACAUCCCUUCACAAUGACAACAGCUGGAUCCGACAGCGCAGUUCCAGUGUAAAUAAAGAGCCUAUUUGUCUGCCUGGGAUCAUGAGAAGAGGCGAAUCUCUAGAUAACCUGGACUCCCCACGAUCCAAUUCUUGGAGACAGUCCCCUUGGCUCAAUCAGUCUACAGGGUUCCAUGCCUCUUCCUCCAUGCAAGACUUCAGUCGCCCACCACCUCAGCUGGUGUCCACGUCAAACCGUGCCUACAUGCGGAACCCAUCCUCCAGUGUGCCCCCACCUUCCGCUGGCCCCCCAAAGACCACUGCUGUGGGUGGAGCCCCCACCCCUCAAAACCAUUCCCCUUCAACUUCACAGUCAGGCUCUCAGCUACGCAGCAGGUCAGUCAGUGGGAAGCGCAUGUGUUCCUACUGUAAUAGAAUUCUGGGCAAAGGAGCUGCCAUGAUCAUCGAGUCCCUGGGUCUUUGUUAUCAUUUACAUUGUUUUAAGUGUGUGUCCUGUAAGUGUGACCUUGGAGGCUCUUCCUCAGGAGCCGAAGUCAGAAUCAGAAACCACCAACUGUACUGCAACGACUGCUAUCUCAGAUUCAAAUCUGGACGGCCAACAGCCAUGUGAUGUAAGCCUCCACACGAAAGCACUGUUGCAGACAGAAGAAGAGGUGGUGGCUGCUGAUGCAGAUCUAUAAAUAAUUGUUGUGUGUCUUUUUUGCUUUCUUUUUUUAAAAAAAGAAUAACUUUUUUGGCCUCUUUAGAUUAUAUAGGAACAUUGUAGUCUUGGUAGAAUCUGUAUUUUUCGUUGUUUAUUUAUGAGAAAGUAAUUAUGUGUGGGGGAAAAGUGCAGUAUUGUUGAAUUCAGCAUCUUAAAAGCACAAGAGAAAAAAAUAAGAACUUAAAAAUAUUUUUGAAGCUGAUAAUGAUCUAGUUUGACUUUCCAGUGGUAUUUUGAAGAGGGUAUUUUAUCGUUUUUUUUUUUAAAGUUCUUAAACAUUAUUUGAAAUAGUUAAUAUAAAUAUGUAAUUGCAUUUGCUCUGUUUAUUGUAAUGUAUACUAAAUUAAUGCAGAACCAUAUGGAAAAUUUCAUUGAAAUCCAUCCCCAAAUUUGCUUUCUGUAUCCUUCCUUGCACCUAUAUAAUACAAUUUAAAAAAUUUAUGUAACAUUUUAAUUGCUUGAUGAGGGGAGCUCUAUUUUCCUUAACAAUAGAAAGCUGCUUAUUUUCAUUAAUGAAAAAUAACCAUGGUUUGUAUACCAGAAAUUUUCUCCUGAAACUGGUGAACCUUUCUGUUCAAUUGCAUUUGUAAAUAAACUUGCUGAUGCAUUUA